GACAUAAUGCGCAAAGUGGAUCGCAACGAUGAUAAAUUAAUUGACCGCAAUGAGAUUGUUGCAGCUGUCCGAAUGAUUGAUAAGCAUGUUGCGCGAGCCACUUUACGCUGGCUACAGGUGUUUUUUUUAUUUUUUAUGAGCUCUAAUCAACUGUAA
Gongylonema pulchrum is the source of this 156-nucleotide messenger RNA. Lineage: Eukaryota; Metazoa; Nematoda; Chromadorea; Rhabditida; Gongylonematidae. The record is from the annotation of a GenBank genome assembly.